Diatraea saccharalis (sugarcane borer) is the source of this 822-nucleotide messenger RNA. The record is from the annotation of a GenBank genome assembly. Lineage: Eukaryota; Metazoa; Arthropoda; Insecta; Lepidoptera; Crambidae.
AUGUAUAUCAAACUGGCUUGUUUGGCAUUAGUACUCUUCGGUGUUGCGUCAGCAACAUCGGAGAAUCGACUAGUAGGCGGUACCCCCACCACCAUACGGGAGUUCCCCUACAUAGUGGCAAUCACGUACCACUACCCCAGCAUAGGAUUGACCAUCCAGAGAUGCGUUGGCUCCCUCGUCUCAUCCUGGCACGUUCUGACAUCAAGUUUCUGUUUCACUGGUGCCAACUUGAACAAUAUGCUCGUACGAGCCGGCUCUUCGUAUAGUUUGUCUGGCGGCAUAGAGGUGCCAAUUAGAUCGGUCGUGCAGCACCCCGACUAUGAGGCAGCUCCCCGGACUGCGGACCUAGCGGUGGUGUUUCUCGCCAAUGCUCUCCCCAUUACUGGAGACAUCAAUGUCCUAUUUAUACCCGCGCCUGGCACUUACAUACCAGACGGGCAGGAGGUAAAGAUAGUCAGUUGGGGAUUUGAAUCGGAGCCCGGUCCCGGCAGCGUGCAGCUGAAUUCCCUGAAAAGUAUAUUAUUGAGCAAAAUACCUUUAGAUGCUUGUGAGGCGAUUUAUGAAAAUUCCGAGGGAGUCAGCAUCGAUGAAGCCGUGAUUUGCACAAACGCAAUAGGCAGAGGUACUUGUUUCGGAGACUCGGGCGCACCUGCCGUCAUAGGGGAUGUUUUAGUGGGUGUCUCGUCAUUUUACCAGGAGUGUGGCAAUGACAACUAUCCCGACGUUUUGACCAGGAUUGACAAAUACACGGACUGGAUUGUCCAAGUGGCCACCGCCCCUAACAGGGAAGGAACACCUCUAAAAACCGCUAAGGUUUAUUGA